AUGCGGACUGCCUUUCAGUUAAGCCUCAACGCAUCACUCAAUGAAGGUUUGGCUGCGAUUGGGCGCUUCGACGGGAAAACACCAUCACUUGUGUGUGCGACGAAUACCCGUCAGGUUAUUGUUCAUACGCAUGACACAAGCAACCCCCUAGCGGCUCACCGUGAGGAUGCUUCGGUAGCUCCGCUUCGGACUUUUAACUUUGGUAAGGCACUAACUGCAUUGGCAACUGGACCAAUAGGUGGGAGAUAUGAGAAUGAAGGCGUUGAUGCACUGUUUCUUGGUGAAGCGAACUCUUUGUUAGCAUAUGACGUAGAGCGCAACUGCGAAUAUUAUUAUAAACAGGUGGAAGAUGGCGUGAGUGCGGUAGUGGGUGGUGUUGUGGGCCCAACAGCAAAGAGCGGACCCGCUCCACUGGCAAUUGUGGGUGGGGACUGCGCAAUCAGCGGCUUCAACUCAAGUGGAGAGGAGGUGUUUUCCACCAUAACGGGUGACAGAGUGACCGCGUUAAUGCUUAUGCCCUGGCCAGACGCGGGCGUGUGCGCUUCAACAUCAACGCUGAAUGGCUCACCGGCGUUAGUUGCGGCAUCAGAGGAUUUUGAACUACGCGUGUUUGACGGUGAGGAGCCGAUCACAAGUGUUGGUCUUGCAGACCGUGUGCACAGUUUGGUGUACAGUGGUGUACCGGGCCGGUUUGCGUAUCUUUCAAAUAGUGGUACCGUUGGCAUAUACGACAGAUGUGAGCGUUUAUACCGAUUGAAGGAUAAUCAGCGACCGGUAUCUGCUGCUUUUUGUGAUGUGGAUAUGGAUGGCGUGCCGGAGCUCAUCAUCGGUUGGAACAAUGGAAGGGUAGAGGUGCGCAGCGGAGACGGAAACGAGGGGACUGUUCUUUGUAAGGAAACAUUUGACGCACCAAUAAGUUCUGUUCUGGUAGACGACUACCGCCAGAACGGGCAACCGUUGCCGAUCAUAUGUACGGUUGAUGGAACGGUGUGUGGCUUACAACUGACUGGUACGAUGGGAAGGCACGAAGCGAUGGUUGCGCAGCGGGAAGGGGCGCUUAAGCUUGAUAUGUUGAUGAGGGAGAAGCAAGCGCUCGAGAAGGAGUUAGCAAAUGUGAAGGAGCAGCUAGUGAGGCAGAAGAGUGGUAGGACGGAUGUGACUUUACCGAAGGUUGGAACCGGUGUGGAUUGCAAAUUACAGCCAAACUCGCAAACCGGGAAGCUUGAUGUGGUUUUCAGUGUAAUCAACGGUCAACAAGAUACCAUAAUUUACGCUUGUAUCCUCAGUAGUGAGGCUAUGUUUCCGGAAAAGGGGCACAUUCUCUUUAUGUCACAGGAUCCACUGCCUACACUCGUUUGCGGACUUGAUGUUCCACGGGGCCCGGAAGUGACACUUAAGGCAUCCGUUAUGGUUGGUUCUACCAACGCAGUUAAUUACCAAGUACAUGAAGUCGAUGUUGUAGUCCCGAAGUUUGUCAUGUGCAGGUUGUGGCCAAAUGAGUGGUGUAGGGGAUCCUUCUCAGAACCCACAGGAAGCGUUACUUUGCAGCUAUCAAAGGAUUUUGACUUCGGUAGCGUGUCGCUGUGGCUUCAAAAAACGUUUGACGUACCGUUGGAUCGUGUUCCGGAUACUGCGAGCGAUUUUUCUGUUCCUUUUGUGGAUCUGCAGGACCGCUCCGGAUUGGUGAUUCGGGGAAUUCUCAGUAGAUGUGAGUUGCAGAUAUGUGGUAACUCCAUGGAUAUAUGCAGCAUCCUUGUCGAAAGUUUUGCUACGACAUGUGUUACUGAGGCAACGUCCCGUUGUGAUUUUCCGGAGGACUUCCAGCAACUGCAGGAGACGGUUGAACGUGUUAUAGAUCUUGAUAAGGUGCGGCAGAAACUGAGUGAUGACAUAGCGGAAGCUGCAACAAACAUAAAACCGUUGCUUGUGAGGGCUGAAGAUUCGAGGCUGAUAUCGGACAUUGUAAGCAUGCGUCGCCACUACUCCCAACUGUAUGAACUUGACAAGGAACUUAUUGAUGAAAACUUGAAGCUGUCCAACAAUUUUAAAGAAUUGAAAAGCGCUUUGAAGCGUCUCAAUGGGUUUAUCGCGAAGGCGGGUAAGCUACGUAUCGGCAGGGCGAGAACACAACUUGUAGCCGAGUGCCGUGAAUGCGUAAAGGCAAGUAACAUGCAGUCGCUGAUUAAUCUCAUUCGUACUGGCGAAAAGUGA
This is a messenger RNA of Trypanosoma brucei brucei TREU927, 2211 nucleotides long. Its product is annotated as FG-GAP repeat protein, putative. Gene Ontology annotation, cellular component: membrane; motile cilium; ciliary basal body. Lineage: Eukaryota; Euglenozoa; Kinetoplastea; Trypanosomatida; Trypanosomatidae. Bases 1 to 2211 code for a protein of 736 amino acids. The record is from RefSeq and is a predicted model, not a curated record. Gene Ontology annotation, molecular function: protein binding. The transcript has a single exon. Gene Ontology annotation, biological process: non-motile cilium assembly.